GAUGGUGAAGAUGGAGAAGGAUUUUCUGCAGUAAUUAGCAGAUGCACAGUUUGGUGCAGCCUAUAGAAAGUGAAAGUAUCAGAGGAGAGUCUGCAGUAUGAAAGCCCAGCACGUCAUUAUUUGCUGUCCAGUAAGACCUUCAACAUCCUCAGGCUGAGAUCUGCAUCUCUCACACAUAAGAAAUCAGAAACACCAGACGCCCAAAUUACAUCUUGGACAAUCUUGAGACUAAACCCAGAAGGAAAUAAAGAAAUGGGAGGAACAGAAUCAAAGCCUGUACAACCUGCAGCAUCAACGUAUGACCCACGUGAGAAGCUCUGUGUGGCAAGGGGGCCCUCGUUUAGUGUCGUCUGGACAGGGAUAGAGAGACACGGGAAAGACGCUAAGCAACUGAAAGGACAUUACAUCAGUCGUGGAAAAAUCCCGUUAGUCUUUGUUGAUAUAAUGGGUUUAGAACCUGAUGUAUUGGCGGGAUCACAACCAGAGGACAUCAUCAAGGCUGUAUAUGGCCAUGUGAAGGACGGAUAUAAAUUUGAUGAGUCAAAGCCACUCUCUCAUAAGGAUCAACAUUAUACCGAUGACCCCAGUCUCUCUGACCAGGCUUUCUGUCUGGUUUACGCCAUACCUGCUAAUACAGUCGACAUGGCGGAUGACAAACUCAUUGACAAGUUGAAGAUCAUCCGUCACAGAAUCAGUGAAAAGAGGAUUCCUCAAGUGAUUGUUAUGACCAAAGUGGAUGAAGCAUGUCCACUGGUGAACAAAGAUCUGCGGAAGAUCUACCAUAGCAAACAGAUCCAAGAAAAGAUGCAGAUAUGCCAUGACAAACUGGGUGUGCAGAUGUGCGACAUCUUCCCAGUGAAGAACUAUCAUGAAGAGAUCGACACUGAUGAUGAUGUUGAUGUUCUGAUUCUGAAAGCUCUGGAUCAGAUCCUCCAGCUUGCUGAUGAUAGAUUGUUUAAUAGCAGUGAUACGGUGUAA
Molecule: messenger RNA, 978 nt
Organism: Triplophysa dalaica
Lineage: Eukaryota; Metazoa; Chordata; Actinopteri; Cypriniformes; Nemacheilidae
Product: interferon-induced protein 44-like
Exons: 6
Coding region: 253-978 (241 amino acids)
Source: RefSeq, a predicted model, not a curated record